This is a messenger RNA of Xyrauchen texanus (razorback sucker), 4956 nucleotides long. Its product is annotated as dual specificity mitogen-activated protein kinase kinase 5-like. Bases 288 to 1637 code for a protein of 449 amino acids. Lineage: Eukaryota; Metazoa; Chordata; Actinopteri; Cypriniformes; Catostomidae. Gene Ontology annotation, biological process: protein phosphorylation. Gene Ontology annotation, molecular function: protein kinase activity; protein binding; ATP binding. The record is from RefSeq and is a predicted model, not a curated record. The transcript has 22 exons.
AACACUUCCGCUAAACUUCCUCUACUUUACUUUCAAUGUUGACAGUCAGUAAACUAAUGAAAUCCACAGUUAACAGUCAGAUUAUCCAUUCAGUGCUUAUGUAAUACAAUUUCGCUCGUGUUUUAGCCGGAGUACUCGCCGCUUCAGCUAUAUGGGAAAUACUAAGCAGCUAGCCGCCUAGCCUGCAGUACAACUGCUGUGUGUGUGUAUGUGUGUGUGUGUGUGUGUGUGUGUGUGAGCAGAUCUUCCCUGGAAGCCAAGAUUAUGAUUGUCUCUGUGCGUUUGUUAUGGUUUUACUUGUUUUGAAUCACCUGUGCAGCAUGGAAUCUGAAGGAAUAGUCAUCCGGAUAAAGACACCUGUGGGGGACAUGGACUCAUUAGUGGAUUGUCCAUCACAUCUGAACUUCAAUGAUUUGCUGGCCGCGAUCAGGGAUGUCAUGCCUGAAGCCACAGUCACUGCUUUUGAAUAUGAGGAUGAAGUUGGGGACCGAAUCACAGUUCGCAGUGAUGAGGAACUCAAAGCCAUGCUGUCGUAUUACUGCAACACAGUGAUGGAGCAACGGAUCAAUGGACUGUUACCUGAGCCAUUACAGAUAUUUCCACGAGCCGGCAAGACCCCAGGGAUCCGGAACAUACACGGCCUGAAGGUGAACACGCGGCCUGAAUCCUCGAGUGGCAGGAGCUCCUCUGCGGCAGAUUCCCUGUCCAAUGAUAGUUUAAAAAAGUCUUCAGCUGAGCUUAAGAAGAUUUUGACAAACGGACAGAUAAAUGAACAUGACCUCCAGUACCAGGAGCAGCUUGGCCAUGGAAAUGGAGGAACAGUUUACAAAGCGUACCACAUGCUUGGGAAGAGAGUUCUAGCAGUGAAGGUUAUUCCUCUAGACAUCACAGUGGAGCUGCAGAAGCAGAUAAUGUCUGAGCUUGAGAUCCUUUAUAAGUGUGAUUCUCCAUACAUCAUAAAGUUCUACAGUGCAUUCUUUGUGGAGAACAGAAUAUCUAUAUGCACUGAGUUUAUGGAUGGUGGCUCUCUGGAUGUCUACUGGAGAAUUCCAGAGCAUGUCUUGGGCAGGAUUGCUGUAGCGGUGGUUAAAGGAUUAACUUACCUGUGGAGCCUGAAGAUUUUGCACCGAGAUGUGAAACCCUCCAACAUGCUGGUCAACACACGUGGUCAGAUCAAAUUGUGUGACUUUGGAGUCAGUACACAGUUGGUUAACUCCAUUGCUAAAACAUACGUUGGAACCAAUGCGUACAUGGCGCCAGAGCGGAUAUCAGGGGAGCAGUAUGGAAUUCACUCAGAUGUUUGGAGCGUAGGGAUCUCUUUCAUGGAGUUGGCACUGGGCUCUUUUCCAUACCCACAGAUUCAAAAGAACCAAGGCUCCUUAAUGCCACUUCAGUUAUUGCAGUGCAUUGUUGAUGAGAACCCGCCCGAACUUCCAGUUGGCCAGUUUAGUGAGAAAUUUGUCCACUUUAUUACACAAUGUAUGAGGAAGCAACCAAAAGAAAGACCUGCUCCUAACAACCUAAUGGACCACCCCUUCAUUGUGCAAUAUAAUGAUGGCAACACAGAGGUCGUGUCCAUGUGGGUGUGCCGCAGCCUAGAGGACCGCAAAGCUCAGCAGGCACAGAUGCUCAUGUGAAGAACAGUGGCACAGGACAGAAUUAUGGGAGUUGGUGUCCAAAUUUCCUCUCACUUUUCUAAUGAACCCAGAGAAGAAGCAGAUGAACUUGCAGCACCUCAAGUACAGCACCCCUCCCAACCCCGAGUUGUAAUGGUGCAUGGUCUGAGAACUGCCACGAGUCUGGUGCAGAUUAUGCAAGCAUUUAGCCUUAGGCCUGCAAAUGAGUAUUUUAACCAUGGUGGAUGAAUAUUGGUUUGCAUAAGCCCGAAUCUAGAUUUAUUUUCCCUCUUUGUGCUGAUUCCAAAGUAAAUGUUUUAACAGAAGAUCCUCAGAGGGUGCUGUUGCUUGUUCAACUCAAAUUUAGUUCCCAUGGAUUUCAUCUCUGUCUGUACUUAAAGCAACAGUCUGGUUUUACCAAAACAUUAUGGCUGUGUCAUAAAUCAUCUCAAGUUCAGUAAAACAUUUCAGUUUUUAAAAUUGAUGGGGUUGUGUCAAGCUCCCUGCUGCAGUGCAAGUGCACAUCAUGUGACUGUUGUUUUAUAAGCCACUUUUUGUCAAGUUUCACAAACGGCCUGCCAGUUGUGGAAAUACCCAAUUUAAGUUGGAAAAAUGUGAUGCUGCAAUGGCUUUUAGAUGUUAUAAUAGCAGCAGCCUGAAAUACUACAGUGGAACCCAAUGGGUUUUGUUCUUGCCCUGACCAUGUUUAAGCCCACUAAUGAGCUUUGUUUAAGUAGUUAAUUGAAAAUUAUUGCUUUGGCUGUUGCAUUAACUUAAAAAAAUCGUUCACCCAAAAAUGAAAUUUCUCUCAUCACUUACCUUCAUUCCAUCCAAGAUGUUGAAUGACUUUAUUUCUUCUGCAGAACACAAAGAUUUUUAGAAGAAUAUCUCCACUCUGAAUGUCGAUGCAAUGCAAUGUGAAGGGGUACCAACAUUUUGAAGCUCCAAAAUGCAUGUAAAGGAAGCAUAAAAGUAAUCCAUAGAACUACAGUGCUUUUAUGUACAGUAUUUGAUUAUAUCUUUUCAUGUGACAAAACUGAAGAAAUUACACUUUGCUACAAUGUAAAGUAGUGAGUGUACAGCUUGUAUAACAGUGUAAAUUUGCUGUCCCCUCAAAAUAACUCAACACACAGCCAUUAAUGUCUAAACUGCUGGCAACAAAAGUGUGUACACCCUUAAGUGAAAAUGUCCAAACUGGGCAAUAUUUUGUGUGGCCACCAUUAUAAUCCAGCACUGCUUUAACCCUCUUGGGCAUGGAGUUCACCAGAGCUUCACAGGUUACCACUGGAGUCCUCUUCCACUCCUCCAUGACGACAUCACGGAGCUGGUGGAUGUUAGAGACCUUCUUCUCCUCCACCUUCCGUUUGAGGAUGCCCCACAGAUGUUCAAUAGGGUUUAGGUCUGGAGACAUGCUUGACCAGUCCAUCACCUUCACCCUCAGCUUCUUUAGCAAGGCAGUGGUCGUCUUGGAGGUGUGUUUGGUUAUCAUGCUGGAAUACUGCCCUGCAGCCCAGUCUCCGAAGGGAGGGGAUCAUGCUCUGCUUCAGUAUGUCACAGUGCAUGUUGUCAUUCAUGGUUUCCCUCAAUGAACUGUAGCUCCCCAGUGCUGGCAAUACUCAUGCAGCCCCAGACCAUGACACUCCCACCACCAUGCUUGACUGUAGGCAAGACACACUUGUCUUUGUACUCCUCGCCUGGUUUCCACCACACAUGCUUGACACCAUCUGAACCAAAUAAGUUUAUCUUGGUCUCAUCAGACCACAGGACAUGGUUCCAGUAAUCCAUGUCGCUAGUCUGCUUGUCUUCAGCAAACUGUUUGUGGGCUUUCUUGUGCAUCAUCUUUAGAAGAGUCUUCCUUCUGGGACUACAGCCAUGCAGACCAGUUUGAUGCAGUGUGCGGCAUAUGGUCUGAUCACUGACAGGCUGACACCCCCAUCCCUUCAACCUCUGCAGCAAUGCUGGCAGCACUCAUACGUCUAUAUCCCAAAGACAACCUCUGGAUAUGACGCUGAGCACGUGAAUUCAACUUCUUUGGUCGAUCAUGGCGAGGCCUGUUCUGAGUGGAACCUGUCCUGUUAAAGCACUGUAUGGUCUUAGCCACCAUGCUGCAGCUCAGUGUCAGUGUCUUGGCAAUCUUCUUAUAGCCUAGGCCAUCUUAAUGUAGAGCAACAAUUCUUUUUUUCAGAACCUCAGAGAGUUCUUUGCCAUGAGGUGCCAUGUUGAACUUCCAGUGACCAGUAUAAGGAAGUGUGAGAGCGAUGACACCAAAUUUAACACACCUGCUACCCGUUUACACAUAAAUUAUGAAAGAAUUUUCAUUUUUGGGUGAAUUAUCCCUUAAAUGCACCAGUACACUUCAGAUAGGUUAAGCAAAUUAGAUGAGUAUUUUCCCUUUACACCGUUGAAAAAAUCUAAUAUGGAUCGGUCCUUACCUAAAGUGCUGACAUGCAAUAGCUUUGUAAAAUGCAGACGCACCACUGAAUUCUCUUGGUAGAUCACAUUAGCAUAGUGCUAAAAUUGUACCUAUUCAUUCACACAGAGAGUCUUGGCACAGCAGUUUCAUGCUGCUCAUUCCCCCAUUUGGAUAACCGUAGCACAAUAUUAGUGCAAGUAAGAUUCUACAAAGGUAACAAUGAUAAGACAAUGCCACAGCAGUCACAUAACGGUAUGCUGUGUAACAGGUCUAAAUUGAUUGACCAGCUGUUCUGGGUUGACCAAAGCAAAUCAGCACACCUUCUGUGAUACUCUUUCUGUCAUGCACUGCAGGGGAAAGCAUCAUCCUACAUAGACCCACUAAAAACCUGACAGCUGUUGGCAAGUAUGGUCCUUACAUAAACCACACUGAGUCAUCACAUAUGCCUUCUCUUCUGAUAAUGUUCAAUACUAUCAGUGUUUCUCAAUGGAUGAUGCUUUUAGUCAAGUGCUAGAUACUUUUUAUUAGGAUAUUAAUGUGGUUCUUCAGUGCCUGUGUCUAUUGAGGAAAAGAUUUGAGAACUAUUAUAACAAUGGAUUACGGUCAUUUUAUAUGAUGAUAGCAAAUGUGUAUAGUGCUUAUUGAGAUUUAUACUCCUUAUACGUUACAGAAAAUGUAAUUGUCACAUACCAAAGCCAAAUACAUUGUUGUUUUUUUCUAAGUUAUAUUAUUUGUUACAACAAGUUUCUUUGCACCUGUUUCUUAAUUUGUACAACUGUCACAAAUGUAUUUCUCAAAUAAUUAUAAUCUGAUAAUAGGCCAAAACCUAAGGAGUGGUUUGGCUAAGGUAUAUGUCAGAUCUGUGAAGAACAAAAACAUUUAUGUGACUUCAUAUUUCAGUUGAUGUGAGGUUUGCUAAAUAAAACU